ACCGUUGCGAGGCAUCUUCUUUUUGUGCCGUCCGCCGGCGUUUGAAGCCGGGGCCGCAAAGCGUUUCGUUAUAUAGGCGAGGGCGAUGCGCGAGCGCGCAGUUACUGUGUCACUGGAGCCCGCGCGAGAGGUGGCCUGCAAGGACUGUGCCGCGCCGCCAACCUUUUUUUCUGUGCGUGCGAUGUUUUCACUUUCGUCAUUUUGACCGGGCCAGUUUGAUUUGACGUCGCUCGCGCACGGACGUGCCUAGGAUCGGCCGGUGUGAUAAUCCUGUGAUCGCUGGUGCUUCGUAUUCGGAUUGUUAUUGUUUUUUAUAUGUUUUUAUUUGUGAAACAAAUGGCUGUGAUGUGUUAAUAAUAUGUUCGACAGCAACGUCCUUUUGAGUCUGUACAAUGAGAUUGCAAAUAGAAGUGCACUACAGUUUGCAAGUGCUGGAAUGAUGGGCGAGGGCCUGCUGACUCUGACGUACGGCAAGCACCACGCCUGCAUCUUGAACGAGGUAGGCGCGGCGUGGCGCGGCGCCCGCUACUCCGACCUCGUGCUGGUGUGCGACGACGCUGUGCCCCUCGCUGCGCACCGUAUUGUCAUGGCCGCAGCCAGCCCCUUAAUAAGAAAAAUACUUGACGACACACCAUCAGUCGAGAACCCGGUCACGAUUCACAUGUCUGGCAUCAACAGCACGCUCAUGAGGCACCUCCUCAUGUUCCUCUACAGCGGACAGGCGUACAUUGAGUCUGGAGAAAUCGAUGAUAUGCAAGAGCUGUUUGAAUUAUUAGAAAUAAAAUCAGACGUUUGGAAAUCAACAAAGGAACGGCAACAACAGGAAGAAAGGAACAGAUCAUGCGAAAGAUUAAAAGCCAAAAGUCUUAAAACAGAUAUAAACAGUAACGAGAGCAGUAAACACGAUGCACCCUCAGGAUCUUCACAUUCAGAAAGCGACAGAGUGACUCCGAGCGCGGGAUACAGUAAAGAGAAAGAAAGAGAAAGAGGCGAUUCAGAAUCAAUGAGUAUAAAGAAAGAGACGAUGUCUACAAGCAGUAACGAUGAAAGAGAUGAAGAUGAUCCAGACGGAGAGAACAGGGGGAAGGAAUGUAGCCGAUUGUCAAGACGGCGGAGAAGCUCCUCAAAUCCCGUAAACCUAUCACUGGCAAGAAAUUCUGAGAAUACCGGCAGCGAACACGAUGACUCCCAGGACUUAGAUGUUGAAACAGUCGCGGCUAAGAACAUCGAUAGGAGAAGGUCGACAUCGUCCAGUCAAGAGGAUCCACCGCAGGAAACAGUAUACAGACGACAACUAUUAAAUGAUCGAUUAGGAAAAGGCAUCGAAAGGACCAAACGAAAAUCACAUUAUCUUGAACCUCCCGAAUUGGAUUUGCGAACUGUAAAACUGGAAGACCAACUUAAGCCACCCGACCAAGACCUUAUGACAUUCGUACAAACGUCGCCGGAAAAUUAUGUUGUUACCCCACAUCGAAAAAGAAGGCCUGGUUUUCACAAUUCACCAUCACAGAAUCCACCAUUCGUUUCGUUUCCCCCGAGCUACUUAGAAGAAAUGGCACAUUUGAGAUACGCACAAGGGCCAGGUGUAGCGGCCGGAGUGGCCGGCGCGCGGCUAGGCACUUUCCAUCCGCUAAGUGCAUCGGCACCUCCGUAUUUACCAGAGAGGAGCGCUACUCCACCGGUCGCGGCGCACGAAGACGCCCUGAAGUACCGCCCUCCCAGCGCUGGCUCGUGGGGCCCCUGGCUCUGCCAGCCGCAGAUGGGCGGGGACGAUAACAUUUCUACUGAACAUGAACAAGGAUCAAGCAAACAGGCACCGGUUCGGGAAUAUCGUUGUGAGUACUGCGGUAAACAAUUCGGAAUGUCUUGGAAUCUCAAAACGCAUCUGCGAGUCCAUACUGGCGAGAAGCCAUUCGCUUGUCGGCUUUGCGUUGCUAUGUUUAAACAGAAGGCUCAUUUGCUGAAGCAUUUGUGCUCGGUGCAUCGUAACGUAAUAUCUUCGAGUGAGAACGACGGACGAACAAACACGCCGGGCCGCUUCAACUGCUGUUUCUGCCAGCUAACGUUUGAAGCGCUGCCGGAACUCAUCAGACACCUCUCGGGUCCUCACAAUAGUUUGCUGCUCAGCAAGAACUUGCACGAAUGACGCGCGCCUCCGUGACGCUGCAAGGCGCGCGCAAUCGGACAAUGAUAUUUCUCUCGCUGCGAGAGCUCAAUUGUGAUAUGUGUUUAAAAGGAUAUUACUUUAAGUGUUUAGUUGUAAGAUAAGUGAAAUCGCAGAGCGAUACUCAAACCGGGGCAUCCGCAGAAGGAGACUGCGGAUGUUGUUACGUUUAUAAAUAAUUUAAAUUGAUCAUGUUUGCCGCAUGGGUCCAAAUUGUUAUAAUUUGUUUAAAAAUUAUAAUCCGGGACCAAUACCUUCCGAGAUAGUAUUUAUUUGAAAGAUGUAUUUCAUUAGCUUAAUACAUUAAUUUAAAAGCCACCGACACAUUAAUUCCUUAAGGAUAGAAAAUAGACGUGAACGGCAAAGAAAAGUUGCGAAAAUUGUACAACAGUCAUCAUGCGAAUAUUACGUAAACUACCUCCUAAUUUAAAUCAGCGUUCGUGAGAAAAUUGGCCACGUUUUGAUGGUUUUGUUAGCAUUGACUUUACAUCUUCAACCAAGUGUUCAAUGUGUCAAUGUUUCUAGUCAGAAUUGGAACUUUUGAUGAAUCAUUGUGUUCAUUCACACAUCGACACAACUUUUAUGUUUCUGUUUAACAUAUCAGUACCUUAUUGUUAUACAAAUUCAAACUGGUAAUGUAAAGCAAUGAUAUUGUAAAAUUAAAAGUAAAUUUCGCUCUGUUCCAACGCACAUCUGACUCGAUGUUUCGCAGCUUUUCACCGACAAAUAAAUCUCAACAUUAGGUUUUAUCAUUUAUGUACGUAACUUCUAAAAUAAAGAAAAAAAUGUGUUCGUAAUAUUAAAUUUUGUUAACUACGCCUUAUACUUUCGUUUGUUUGUGCCGAUAUAAAUGCAAUGUGGAUGAGCACCAAAGAUUUGUAAAGCAUUAAAAGUGAAGCAUGUUUUGGUGUUUACGAUUAAGAGAAAUUAUAGGGACCUGAAAUGAUUUUGAUUUGUUAAAGUAGGUACCAAUUAAAUAAUCUCACCAUUGUAAAUAAUAACUUUCCUCUUAACUCUAACUACUUCGUAAUUCCACAGCGAGCUGUCGUAAUAAACUUAAAUAUCUUUCUAUUUUUAUAUUAAUUUACUAUUUUAGUAUUAAUAAAGCUUACCAAAAGCUAUUUUUCGAGUAAACGUCUACCGAUAUAACGUUGUUUAGUAUAAGACUUUGGAAAUCUUUUCUCGAACACAUUAGUAUCAUGGCCAGUUAUAAAUAUUAUUUUUAGCUGUAUACUAAAAUUCUACGUAAGAAAUAGAAAGUUG
Papilio xuthus (Asian swallowtail) is the source of this 3427-nucleotide messenger RNA. RefSeq names its product zinc finger and BTB domain-containing ken and barbie protein (gene ken). The record is from RefSeq and is a predicted model, not a curated record. Gene Ontology annotation, cellular component: nucleus. Gene Ontology annotation, molecular function: protein binding; DNA-binding transcription factor activity; RNA polymerase II cis-regulatory region sequence-specific DNA binding. NCBI's taxonomy places the organism in Eukaryota, Metazoa, Arthropoda, Insecta, Lepidoptera, Papilionidae. The transcript is spliced from 5 exons. Gene Ontology annotation, biological process: regulation of transcription by RNA polymerase II. Bases 359 to 2146 code for a protein of 595 amino acids.